Lycium barbarum (goji berry) is the source of this 644-nucleotide messenger RNA. RefSeq names its product pectate lyase-like. Bases 61 to 309 code for a protein of 82 amino acids. NCBI's taxonomy places the organism in Eukaryota, Viridiplantae, Streptophyta, Magnoliopsida, Solanales, Solanaceae. Gene Ontology annotation, molecular function: pectate lyase activity. The transcript has 2 exons. The record is from RefSeq and is a predicted model, not a curated record.
UUUUGGAACUCACCUGCAAUACCAAAAUCAACAGUUGUAGAGGGGGAAAAAAGGAAAAUAAUGGCCUCUGUUAGUUGUAAUUCAGUUAUAUUUUAUUUUUCCCUUUUGUUUUUUGCUUCAUUAAUCCCAAAGUUGCAUGCCAACAUUGCUGAUUUUGACCCUUAUUUGGAAAAGAAAGCUGAAGAAGCCAUCAAGUCUUCUCUUGCUGCUUAUAAUGAAAAUCCUGAGCAACUCACUGAAACUUUCAACAAGGAAGUUGGAGAAACAAUCUUAAACGGCACAAGGAGGUAUCUGAGGGAGAUGAUAUGAGGAUAAUGGUGCUGAGACAUGAAUUAAGACUUAAAAGAGUUAAUAUACUUAUAAGGGAAAGUGGUAUACUCUUAGAAAUUGUGUUAUUUGGUUUCCCGUUGUAAAAUGUUCUUAUUGAGAAAGAUACUUCUUAAGAAAUUUAAAGCGACUAAUUUCAUCAAAAAUAUUGUCUAAGAAGAUACUUUAUUAUGUAAAAAUACGCCAAAGUGGUUAGAGAACCUCAACCCCUAAAACGGAACCAAUGAACACUUCAAAUAUAAGCAGAUAUAGUUUUAUCAAAUGUUGAUUUUAUUUUCACACUUUUAAGAUUGAGAUGGAAAUCAUACUUCUUGUUU